GGCGCGUUCGUAAGUAGUAGUGAUGCCGUCAAGUUAGCAUCGUAGCUCCCGAAUUACCAGCUUUGCUAAUUUAUAAAAUGUCAAAGCGGAGUGUUUUUCGGAGCGAUACCGUUUUACGUGAAAUUAAAUAUAGAAGGACAAUAGCGAUUUAAGUGCGAGUUUUGUAUUUGUGUGGUCAGUGCCACCCGAUAGUCAAGCCGUGCGGUGUCCCAUUCCCUUAGCUAGCACGGCUAUCGGUUGCAUAGUCGUAAACACAUUGCCCGCUAUCACGACGUGGACGGCGGUGUCCGCAACAAGCUCAACGGUCGGCGUCGACGUUGGAUUUGAGUUCGACCACUGUCAUGGAGAAGGCAGAUUUCCUAAGGGGGCUUCCCGUCUACAAUAAAAGCAACUUCAGCAGGUUUCAUGCGGACUCUGUUUGUAAAGCAUCUAAUCGGAGGCCCUCUGUCUAUCUUCCAACACGAGAAUACCCUUCAGAACAGAUUAUUGUCACAGAGAAAACCAACAUCCUCCUGCGCUACCUCCAUCAUCAGUGGGACAAAGAGAAUGCAGCAAAGAAACGAGAACAGGAGCAAGGGGAUGGCGAUAGCCCGGCACCCCCAAGAAAGAUCGCCAGGACAGACAGCCAAGAAAUGAAUGAAGACUCCUAAGUGUGCGUGCGCGUGUGCGUGUGUCUGUGUGUGCCGGGCAUAUUCCAAUCCUAACAAAUCGAAAACAACGGGUGACAGCUUGUUGCCACUCUGUUGCGUGGCGAGGGGCUGUGCCGCUCCGAAGUGGGGUUCUUCAUUGAGGGCUUCACUGAAGAAGGAAAGAAAGUCCAGACUUAGAACAGACUUGUAACCACUCUUUUGAGAACUGAAAAGAGCCUCCAUUGGGCCGGGUUGUAUGUGCCGCUUGUUGCGUGAGGAUACGUGUAUCGUGUUAUGUAUGUUUGUAUGCAUGCUGAGCUGUGUGCGUAUCGUGCGUAUCGUACAUGUGAGGUAACGGAUUCAUUGAAAGUCAGCAAGUGACUUGACAAGUCAACUCUUGAAAGUGUCUCCAUUUGACUUCUGGCGUUUGGUUGUAUUUCAUGUUUAUAAGUACGGCAACGCGCUUCCUGCCUGCCCAAGUGCCCCCUCCCCCAACUCGAUUCCACUGCCCACCCUGUAAUGGUGACGUUUCUCCACACAACCAAGAACGCACUGUGAAGAACGGCACAAAGUAGAAGCACCACGCUUGUGUAUGAAUUUGCAGUGUAUCGCUCCAUAAUCUUUAGCCUUGGCUGUUUGUUGUGGUUUUUUUUUUGUUUUUGUUUUUUUUUAUCUUAACACGUGCAUCUUGCACCUACCAUCUCAGUGCAAAGGGUUGUACAUCCUAAUGUUAGAUUUUCUGUUUUGAGCAGAAUGAAAGUGGGAAAGAAAAAGACAGCAAUUUUGUGUAAAUAAAUGUCAAUUCCAUAAUUUAAUUUAAUAUGCAUUUGUUGAAUAACUUUAUUUAGGUACAAUGGAAGAAAGAAAUGUCAAAUUAAAGAGCGCAGCCACAGUGCAGAAUAGAAGUCAUCUGGCCUUGCCUGUUCUGUUAUUUUUAUUUUUUUUUGUAUUCCCACCUUCCCCCAUUGCAUUUUUGGAUUGUUAGCCUUAGAGGCCUUACGACUGGUAGUCACUAUUUGGAUCCUGUUCUCGCAUCACCUUUGUUUUGGUGAUUUAAGUAGUUCCAUGCUACAAGUUAAAAGCGGUUGUUUUUAGCAUGCAGUCCCAGUCCAUAUUGCAUCUUGUUGUUUCUUUUGUUGUCCAUGACAAUACCGAAUAAAGAUAGAUACAGGUAUAUGUGAUAGGAUCUAAAACAAUGUGGUCUGUUAUCGCGCCACCCGUCGUGUCUGUUUCAGUUAUAAGACCAUGUUAUGCUUCUGCUGAAACUGUUCUACAACACCUGAAGCCCCUCCCACCACCCGUCUUGUACAUAAGAUCAGAUGGAUUUUUUUUCUAGCUUUGCUGAAAUAAAACUGGACAGACAUCGUU
Messenger RNA from Hippocampus comes (tiger tail seahorse), 1997 nucleotides. RefSeq names its product DET1 and DDB1 associated 1 (gene dda1). Bases 342 to 650 code for a protein of 102 amino acids. The record is from RefSeq and is a predicted model, not a curated record. The transcript is spliced from 5 exons. NCBI's taxonomy places the organism in Eukaryota, Metazoa, Chordata, Actinopteri, Syngnathiformes, Syngnathidae. Gene Ontology annotation, biological process: positive regulation of proteasomal ubiquitin-dependent protein catabolic process. Gene Ontology annotation, cellular component: Cul4-RING E3 ubiquitin ligase complex.